AUACUUCGGAAUGUGUGAGACUGAGAGACAGUGAUUCAUUCUUGAUUGAGGCGGGGACAGAUCUGAUCUUUUUUCAUUGCUUUUACCAGUAAUUCAGGAGAAAUGGAACAACCAGAGCCAAAGGAUGUAUAUCUUUACAUCUAUGACCUAACGAAAGGCCUCGCUCGCCAGCUGUCUUUAGCACUAUUGAAUAAACACAUUGAUGGAAUAUGGCACACGGGUAUUGUAGUGUUUGGCAGAGAGUAUUUCUUUGGUGGUGGAGGAAUAGAAAGCUGUAAGCCGAGUGGAACCAUCUUAGGACAGCCAACACAAGUGCACAAGAUAGGAUCCACACAAGUCUCCUACUCACUUUUCUUAGAAUACCUAGGGGAGAUGGGAAUGUCUGCAUUUGGAGGAGAUACAUACAACCUCUUUAAUCACAACUGCAAUAACUUCAGCAACGAGGUGGCCCAGUUCCUUACUGGCAACCCUAUCCCAUCAUACAUCACAGAUUUACCACAGGAAGUACUUAACACACCCAUAGGUCAAGCAAUGAAGCCUCUCAUAGAUGCUCUAGCCUACAAUCCUACAGGUAACCGACCUGAUUCCGAGGGUCCAUCCAUCUUUGAUGCCCAAGCCAGUGGGACCGGUCAACAAUCUCCAGCAACCACAAAGCCUGUCUCAACAUCCACAAGCACCAAAGAAACAACAGAAAAGCCUUCAGAAGGCAGUAAACCCAAAGAAACCCCUGCAGCGCCCUCUAAUGGCAGCGAUGAAGAAGAUGACCUUUUCCUGCAGAAGUUAAGGGAAAGAAGGCAAUCGAGAUCAGUCACAAGGCUUUGUCUUUUCAGAGAUGGUGAUCCAGCAGCCUUUGCCAGCAGCAUCAAACAGCAUCUUCCACAGAGUAUCUUGACAGCAGAUGAGAUGCUGAUAUUAGACCAGAUGAAAGAUGCCUUCCAAGCACCUAGCGACAGUCUCCUUGAUGAUGACUGGGACAAGACUCUACCUCCCGUCAAACCAGACUACUUCCUGGUCAUAGGAAAGUUACUUGGUAGGACCGAUCUACCCCCUGUGGUCCUAGUUCCACUGCUACAGCUCCUUCAACUAGCCUUUCUCAGGGAAGAUGUGGUUGGUCUUCUCUGUACCAACGAGGACAGAACUAUCAUUGACUUUGUGAGCACGGCCGAGAGCCAGCCCCAGAAGGUCCAGGUUGAAGUCAUGCAUUUGCUAUGUAAUCUGUGUUCCAGUAGACAGGGAUAUGCCUGGCUCAUAUCAGAGAGAGAAUGGAAAGCCCCCUCUAGUGGUACGUCAACGUCUAACAUGAAGACCAUCAAGGCCAUCGUCAUAGCCCUGUUAUUGAGUGGAUCUGAUCAACUAUGUGAGGCAGCAGCGUCUCUUGUCUAUAACUUUGCAAGGCACAAGCUUGUAGAUGACAACGCUGUUGAGUUUGGAAGUGCUUUGCUACAGGUGCUAUCUACAGGGGAGUUUUCAGAACCAACAAUUUACUAUGGUAUAUCUGCCCUCUAUGGUCUGAUGGGAAAUGUAGAAGUGCUGUGUCUUGCCAACGUGAUGGGGUUCAACACGGACAAGUGGGUGGGGCUCUCUGAUAGGAUCAACCAGGUCAUCUAUGAUAUGGUGGACUUCCCCUUUAGCAAUAAAACAUGGAUUCUUAAUUGUAUCAAAUAUCUUUUUACCAUAACAAAACUUGCCUCUAUCUACUUACUAUUUUGGGGAUUCCCCAAAGUCCCCAUUAUUUGGGUAAAGAACUGGAAGAUAAGAAAGAAUGCAAUGUUAAGCAUGAUUUUCAUUGCAAGCUGCUAUUAAAAUGGCUUUAAACGGUUGUUAAGGCAUCGUAGAGCACACAAUUAGUUUUUUGCAGACCGUGAAAAUAGGUCUACAGUUUCUUCUUUUUUUCCAUCCAGUUUGGAAAGAUGCGAAGCAACACUUAUCCUGCAAUGUUUGUUUCCCCUCGAGUUGGAUACUCAAUAUGUGAGUGAACCAAGUUUAAAUAAUUUCCUACUUUGUAUUUAUGGAAUGCCAAAAGAGGAGUGCCAUACAUUUCUUCCAUGUAGAUUAUGUUUUAUAUGGUGAUUUUCAAUUCUAAUACAAAUACACUUGACAGCCCAAGUUGUUAAUAAAUAUUAAAAUCACUCAUUAAAUUUCCGUCCCGAGUUGUCAUGGUGUCAAAUGUAAAAUAUUGACAAUUUAUGAAAAGAACUGCCAAUUACUUUUAUACGUAGGUCAAUUAAUUCAUAUUUUUCUAAUAUUAAAGAAAUAUUUUGGUUGCAUAUUUCUAAAGAGUCAUAACUGUAUGGUUAUCCAUGCUCAUAGCCAUUACUUUGCAUUUUAAAUGUCAAGCAUCUUGUACAUUUUUUAUCAAAAGCUAACAAGCUCCAUUGAUUUUUUAAAAUCAUUUUGGUGGACUUAAAUCAUGGAAGGAAGAAUAUGAGAAUUACCCAUUUGGAAAAAAAAAACAAGAAUUGUGUUUUUAUCAUGAAAUUAAUUUUAUCAAAAGAAUGAUGAAAUAAUUUUAUGUGGCACUUUCCUGUAUAUCAAAGCUAGCAGUUUGCAACUUGUAUUGUUGAUUAUUAAUGGGGAAUAUAAUUUGGAUAUAUUUCCAAUUUCCUGAUGUAUGAUAAUGAAGAAUAUUGAAUUCAUGGUGCAUAUUUAGUUUGAAUUUUUUGUUUAAUAAUCUGUUAAAGACUGGUUGUUUAUUGUGUGUUUUCCACAAAAACCCCAUUCUGCAUAAUUAUGUGAAGGCUUGGUCAUCAGCGGGAUAAUAACCAAGAUAAUGUUUGCUUGUAAUGUGAUUUUUCAUUGUAUUUUUAUGGCAAUUUUGCAAUAUGAUCAAAGGAAAAACGAUCUGUCAAUACACAACAAAUUCAGUAACCAAUCAAGAUUCUACAUGCAGUGUAGAAUCUUGUUAGGUAGUAGACAUGUAGCUGGAAAUGAUGGUAGAAAAUUGAUACCUAAAAUUACAAUUACAGCGAUUGACUGGAUUUCAUAAAUGAUGAUGAUGCACAGCAUUUGUAUAGCGCCAUAUAUCAAAGACAUUCAAAGGCGCAUUGGAGGAGCCAGCCAAUCUGGGUCGCCUACAAGGGCGCGCACACAGAACUGUGACCCGCAGGUCUCUCCUCCCGAUAACUGGUUGGGGAAUGCAGGUUGACCACUACACCGGGGUUCCCCCUACUCUUAUUCGAAUAGUGCAGUGGGUUCUUAACGUGCAAAGGUGGUGAUUCUCCUCUACACGGGGCCUCCAUUUAACGUCCUAUCCGAGGGACGGAGUGUUUUCCACUGUAACAAUGUAACAUAAAUGUCAUGUGGGGGGGGGGGGGGGGGCUCACCCCGAAAAUUGCCGACCAGGGAGGUAGAAUCAGUCAACAUUUUCUUUCUUGAAAAGCUGUCAACCAAUAAAAGUUGUUAACUAUUCAAGAGAUAGGUGUCCAGUUAUUUCUCUUGCACAGUGAAUACACUGGCUGGUUUCCCAUAGGCAUAUAUCAUUGGGUGUUGAUAGAUGCAAAGUUAGCUAUUCCCUCUAUCAAUGUCCAAUCUGGACUAAUAAGCACCCCCCUUCCCUUCCCUUCCCCCCUGGACCCGCCACUAGACAUGUAUAUUAUCAAUUUCAAUACUGGGUGAAUAUUAUUAGACUACAAGGACAAAAUCUUGCAUUCUUGGUAAAAAGCAAGGAACUCCGUGAGCAGUUACGAACUCAAGCUGAUGAUAUUCAAUGUGGUUGUGACAUACUGCCUUUAAAGAUAGUCUUCACUUUUGCUGUCUCCUUGAUGGUGUUUCUCAAAGCUUUUAGUAAGUUACAAGCGACGUUAUGAAGGACUGAUGAUCCUUUCUUUUGGUAAAUUAUCUGCACCUAAAUUUCAUGGGUGUUGAUUACAAUGAAUGUGAAUUGUUAUAUUGUAUUUGAAAUCACUUGCCUACAUUCUAGCAAUACAUGUAUAUUAUUGUUUCUAAAAUAAUCUUAGCUUUUUAACAUUUUUUUCUUCUUAAAGUUCAUGCAUGAAAUACUUUAAAAAGUUGUGAUAAUCUUCAUAAAAUUAAUAAUUAAUUUAUAAAGUGAACUUUCAAGGUGCUUCAGAGCAUAAAAAAGAGAGCAUGUUAAAAAUUCUAUCAAUGAAUAAAUGUUGAUGAAAAAAAAAUCACUUUUAUAAAGGUAUGUAUUCAGUUUGCCCCUGAAAGUGGUUAAUGAUGUCUGGGUUAUUAAAUUUAUUAAAAUAAUCAAUUCAUAAUAGUUGGAUAAGUUUCUUUUCAUGGGUAACAUGCAAUGUUAGAGAAAACUAUAAUACAUGUAAAUCCAGGAUAAUUAUAUUUGAUUUGUCAUAUUUUGUUUUUAUGUAUUUGAAUAUUCUUGAAAUAAUACUAUCAUAUGCACUACAUACAUCUAAAUCUCAGUUGCUUUUGAUUAUUACUCACCCAAAAUAAACAAAGCCAUUUGAAGUUGAGUCCAUCUAAAUGACGCAGUUGAUGAUCUUUUUAGGAAUACAUGGAAGAAUAUAUGCAUGUUAUAUAAAAAUAUAUUAUGAGAAUGGCAAUUUUGUAUUUCAACACCAAUUGAAAUUUGAUAUUUAUGUUUUAAAUUAUUAAACAUGUUAAAAAUUCUUAAAAGUCAAUGCUAUUUUAUAAAACAUUAUUUAUAAUGAAAGAAUGUGAAUAAACUUGUAUUUAUUAUUGUUUGUUUUGUUU
Molecule: messenger RNA, 4674 nt
Organism: Lytechinus pictus (painted urchin)
Lineage: Eukaryota; Metazoa; Echinodermata; Echinoidea; Temnopleuroida; Toxopneustidae
Exons: 12
Coding region: 103-1803 (566 amino acids)
Biological process (GO): protein modification by small protein removal
Molecular function (GO): peptidase activity
Source: RefSeq, a predicted model, not a curated record